GAAAAUAUAAGAGAAAAUAUCUGAGGAGUAAGAUAGAAUCAAAUAGUUCUGAUACCAACUUAGAAAAACAUAUCAUCUGAACUAAAAAAACAUCAGCACGGUUUUAUUCGAAUUAAAGUUCUGGUGUUACCUGUCUGAAGCUGUUCUUUGGGAUAUGGCUGCACUUACUUCCUUCAAUCCACAGUCUUCAUCCUCUUGCCUCUAUCAUAAGUUUCAUGCUGCCCCUCUUGCAUACAAUAUGAGCCCAAAUAUUGAAUCAAGUUCUUGUUUCACAAGAAGAUCGUCUAAUAGAAGAAAGAGUACAAGCAUCUGUAGAGGACUUACAAUUCAAAAUGCAGCAACAAAGCCGGCAAAAUCACCAGCUGAAGAAGAUUGGAAGACCAAGCGAAAAGUGCUGCUUGAGAAGAAGGUAAGGAGCGUGGAGGCAAAGGAAGCAUUGCGACUUCAAAAUGAAAACAACUUUGUCAUUCUUGAUGUACGGCCAGAAGCAGAGUUCAAAGAGGGUCAUCCUAAGGGUGCUAUUAAUGUGCAAGUAUACCGACUGAUAAAGGAGUGGACAGCAUGGGACAUUGCCAGAAGAGCUGCAUUUGCAUUCUUUGGCAUCUUUUCAGGGACAGAAGAGAACCCUGAAUUUCUACAGAUUGUGGAGUCGAAACUAUCCAAGGAUUCAAAAAUUAUAGUAGCUUGCACAGCCGGAGGAACAACAAGACCGUCACAAAAUCUUCCGGAAGGGCAACAAUCCAGGUCACUUAUUGCAGCAUACCUGCUGGUCCUCAAUGGCUACACUAAUGUGUAUCACUUGGAAGGAGGGAUUUAUAACUGGUUCAAAGCAGGCCUACCUGUAGAAGCUGAAGAAUGAACUUCAGAAAAAUAGAUGAGCUUAUGCAUGGACGGAUUAGGGUUAGGGUUUAGUUCAAUGGACAGAAAUGUGUGUGUAAUGAGCGCGAUAAUUGUUUCAGAAGUAAAUCUGUUGUUAGCA
Andrographis paniculata is the source of this 979-nucleotide messenger RNA. Its product is annotated as rhodanese-like domain-containing protein 14, chloroplastic. Gene Ontology annotation, cellular component: chloroplast. The record is from RefSeq and is a predicted model, not a curated record. Lineage: Eukaryota; Viridiplantae; Streptophyta; Magnoliopsida; Lamiales; Acanthaceae. The transcript has 6 exons. Bases 155 to 859 code for a protein of 234 amino acids.